CUAGAAUCGUGUUGCUCAACGGUUUUAUUAUGACGUCAUUUUGAUCUUUCAUUUCGCAUUUUGUGUUUUGUACGUUAAUGUGUAGAUUGGAUCGCUGGAGCAGUUAGAAAUAAACGCGUAAAAGCAGUUAUUUCAAGCGAAUUUCUUCAAGCAUCCGGGUUCUAGGCCUGCUUCUACUUUUGCUGGUUUAGACUUGUUAAAGUUGAGUAAUGGUGUACAAUUAUUUAUGAAGAUUCUUGCAUAAGAAGUAUUCUCAAGUAAGGUACAUUCAGUAAGAUGGACAAACAUAGCAAAGGGAGGAGCUGGCCUAUGCCGGAUGCUGGUAUCAAAAACAUCAUCUUCAAACUCGAAGAAGCCCUAAGUAAUGAGAGUCAGUUUAUCUGCAACUACGCUGAGAGGAAGCCUUGGGAAGUUACAAUGUCUGCCAGGGAUGGUGCCGCGCACGUUUUGAGGUUUCUCAAAGUUUGGUUUGAUGCCCCUGAAGGCGUCUUUUUUUCCGCUGUCUACUACCUUGACAACUUUUUGGCGCGCAUGAAAGUCCAGGAAAAAUUUCUCCCCUGCUUGACUGUGAGUUGCUUCAACCUGGCGGCCCAAAAUCACGGCUUUAAGAUCAAUACUAGUCACUUAGUGCUGCUGUCUCAAAGCAAAUGUUCUGUCAAAGAUAUGGAACGUAUGAGUGCAAUAAUCACCGAAAAACUUAACUUGGGAAGCCUAACAAACUGCAAUCAUUUAGACCAAUUGCAAGUCUUCAUGGACAUUUUCAAAUACAUCGCCGUACAGUUUAAAAUCCAGGGCUUGCUUAACAGGAUGUUGCAGUGGCAACAACUAUGUACAAGACUCGAAAUACUACUUUGCGAUUCGUCGUGUGCAGCUUUUAAACCAUCAGUCCUCGCUUUAGCGUUUAUCCACUUCGAAAUGGAUCGCUUUUUGUCGAAGGAAAAUCCCAAAAAGUCCAAUUAUUACUCAACGGAAAUGUUCUAUAUUUUGGCAGUGAUGAUUGAACUUCAGACGUUAUGCAACAUUAACUCAAGUGAUUACAAGACUUGUUUUGAAAACAUCACAAACGUCUUGAAGGAGUACGACAGGAGGACGAAGACAACUCAUUGUCAGAAAUUGACUUGGCGCUUUUCUAUCUCCACACUUGCCUUGUCUAAGUUUAGUCAGAAUUAUUAUUCUAUGCUCAAUACUAUCACAGAAGAGUGAAACACUUUAUAUGAAAAAAAAAAACAACAAAAAACAAAAACGUUUGAAAAAAAUCAAAAAACGAGAGAAUUGGUUUUGUUUACACCCCAGUAAUUUAUUUGUUUGUAAAUGUUGCUUUCGUUUAAGUGUGAUUCCAUGUUUAGGAACUGUAAACCAAUUCUUUUUAUAGUUAAAUUUUUAUUUAAUAAUUUUAUAAUAAAUGUCAAUGCUAAAGAUGUUGGCUAGGUACAUAGCUUAAUAUCUUAAGUACAGCUUUACGUUUUCCUUGAAGUAGGCGUGAACUAUGCAUUUAAUUAGUUUGUGCCAUUUUAUUUAAAAGUGUUAUGUAGAAUUCAAAAAUAAAUUUAAUAAUACUAGUCGUGCCGUUACCAUUUCUGUCGGACAGUAAAUUUGCCAAUUAUAACAUUCUCAAUAAAAUCUUAAAAUUA
Messenger RNA from Tribolium castaneum (red flour beetle), 1631 nucleotides. RefSeq names its product Cyclin G (gene CycG). Gene Ontology annotation, biological process: regulation of cyclin-dependent protein serine/threonine kinase activity; mitotic cell cycle phase transition. The record is from RefSeq and is a predicted model, not a curated record. The coding region runs from base 277 to 1203 and encodes 308 amino acids. NCBI's taxonomy places the organism in Eukaryota, Metazoa, Arthropoda, Insecta, Coleoptera, Tenebrionidae. Gene Ontology annotation, cellular component: cyclin-dependent protein kinase holoenzyme complex; cytoplasm; nucleus. Gene Ontology annotation, molecular function: cyclin-dependent protein serine/threonine kinase regulator activity. The transcript is spliced from 5 exons.